Leptopilina boulardi is the source of this 1464-nucleotide messenger RNA. RefSeq names its product phospholipase A1 member A-like. The record is from RefSeq and is a predicted model, not a curated record. Gene Ontology annotation, molecular function: lipase activity. Gene Ontology annotation, biological process: lipid metabolic process. The transcript is spliced from 4 exons. Lineage: Eukaryota; Metazoa; Arthropoda; Insecta; Hymenoptera; Figitidae. Bases 111 to 1133 code for a protein of 340 amino acids.
AUAAAAAGAUAUCACAAAUAUUAUCUUGACAACUUUUAUCAAAAUCGACAAAUACAACAAUAAAAGAUCAAAAAAAAAUAUUUCACUCAAGUUUUUAUUUUUAUCGAAAGAUGAAGAUUUUUUUGCAAAUAAUUUUUAUUCUCUUUGUGUCAAAAUUUGUAAAAUCCGAGCCGGAAUUGUCAAAAAAAGAGAAUGAAAUAACAUUAAAAAAUACAUGGAUUCCCGAUGAAGAUGAAAAUAUACUUGACAAUGAGGAAAUUAAAUCAAUAGCAAAAAUUAAAAAUUUAGAUAAAAAAAUAACUUUUCGUCUUUACACAAGGGAAACUGGUGACAAUUAUGAAUUAUUAAAACUUAACGAUAUUGACAGAUUAAAAGCGAGUCAUUUUAAUCCUAAAAGACCUACAAAAUUUUUUUCACACGGUUGGCGAACUGCCAUAAGCAGAAGAAGUUCAUUAAGAAAAAUGAUUCGCGAAGCAUUUUUGGAAAGUGAAGAUUGUAAUUUAAUAAUGAUAACAUGGUAUAAAUUGUCAUUUAGACCAUAUUUUAUAAUUAGAAAAAAUAUUGAAAAAAUGGGCCGAUUUAUUGCAUCAUUUAUUAAUUUUUUGGAAAUGGAAGAAAUGAAUUUAAAUAGUACAACUCUCAUUGGUCUUUCGCUUGGCUCACAUGUUGUUGGUGUAACGGGUUAUUAUACAAAAAGAAAAGUAAAUAAUAUUAUCGGUUUGGAUCCUUCGUGGUAUCUCUACAAUUCCUGCGGAUGGAGAUGUCGAAUUUCAACGCAAUCGGGAAAUAAUGUGGAAAUUAUACACACUAAUGAUAAUCUUAUUGGAAAUCCAAAUGCACUGGGACAUGUGGAUUUUUAUCCAAAUGGAGGCUCAAAACAACCGGGUUGUAUUUUUGAUAUAAUGGGACUUUGUUCACAUCAUAGAGCACUUCUCUACUAUUUAGAAUCUCUUUCAACAAAACGAGGAUUUCAUGCAAUGAAUUGCAAUUCCUAUAAUCAUUUUCUGUCAGGUGAAUGUAAUGGACAUAGGGAAAUUAUGGGUGGCAUUGAUAUUUCAUUUAAAAAACAAGGUAUUUAUUAUUUAAUGACAAAUUCGAAAAUACCUUACGCCAAAGGAAAAAUAGAGAAAUAAAAAUAAAAAUUUAUUCCACUAAAUGGAAACUACUAAAUGGAUGAGUAAAAUAUAUAUAAUGAAAAAAUUUACAAAAAUUCGUAUAAACUUUUUCAAGGAUGUCCUCAAUUUACCAUUCUGCCAAUUACGAAUCCAAUUUGAAUUGUUACGCACAAUUUAAAUUCGGUUAUGUGUGCUCGUUUCUUUGGUAUCGAUUAGAUUAAUUUAUUUCUGUAUUGAUCAAAUUCUGUAGACAAUUAAGUGAAAGGAAAUUUAUUCAAGCCAAUAUCCUGCGUGUCUUUAUUGUAAAAAAGAAUUAAUUAAAAAAAAUAAAAUUAUUACCUAAAAUAAA